Juglans regia (Persian walnut) is the source of this 2969-nucleotide messenger RNA. Its product is annotated as ribonuclease J. Lineage: Eukaryota; Viridiplantae; Streptophyta; Magnoliopsida; Fagales; Juglandaceae. The record is from RefSeq and is a predicted model, not a curated record. Bases 155 to 2887 code for a protein of 910 amino acids. The transcript is spliced from 17 exons.
UGCCUUACAAAAAUCUCCAUUUACACACCCUGCCUCCUCGCUAUCUCGUAUCUCCCGCUUCUUGCUCAAGCAGCUUUUAAACCCUAAACUUCAAUACAAGAUUUCUAAGGACUGUUCUAGGCAUUUCUAAUCUCCGAAGCUCCUCCCGUAACAUAUGCAGUCGGUGUUUCCUGAGGGUUCCCCUCUCUCGCGCAGACUGAGCUUGUCGCCGAGAAUGGCUGCUUUUGGUGCUCUUUCGCUGUGCCCGUGCAGCCUCUUGUGGCGGCCCAACCCCACAAAUAAGCGUUCCGUUUUGUGCUCUCUUGGUUCUCAAACUAGUACAGGUACUGCCCGAUCUAAAGUACCGCGUAAAAGAUCAGGGAUAAAGGAAGGGGCAAGGACAAGUAUGGAAGACUCGGUUCAGCGCAAGAUGGAAGAAUUUUAUGAAGGUUCUGAUGGACCACCCCUCCGUGUUCUUCCAAUUGGUGGCCUGGGUGAGAUUGGGAUGAAUUGCAUGCUUGUUGGAAAUUAUGAUCGGUACAUUCUGAUUGAUGCUGGUGUCAUGUUUCCAGACUAUGACGAACUUGGGGUCCAAAAAAUAACACCUGAUACCUCAUUUAUCAAAAGGUGGAGUCACAAAAUCGAAGCAGUUGUUAUCACACAUGGCCACGAAGAUCACAUUGGUGCGUUGCCUUGGGUCAUCCCUGCUUUGGAUUCUCGUACACCAAUAUUUGCAUCUUCCUUUACGAUGGAGCUUAUUAAGAAGCGUUUAAAGGAGAAUGGGAUUUUUGUUUCGUCUAGACUUAAGGUAUUUAGAACAAGGAGGAAGUUUAUGGCGGGGCCGUUUGAAAUUGAGCCUAUCAGGGUCACCCAUUCUAUUCCCGAUUGCUGUGGAUUAGUUCUUCGCUGUGCUGAUGGCACGAUUCUUCACACUGGGGACUGGAAGAUUGAUGAAACACCAUUAGAUGGAAAAGUUUUUGAUCGUGAAGCAUUAGAGGAACUUUCAAAAGAAGGAGUAACAUUGAUGAUGAGUGACUCAACAAAUAUUCUUUCACCUGGGAGGACAAUGAGUGAAUCUGUAGUGGCAGAUGCAUUAUUGAGGCGUAUUUCAGCAGCUAAAGGAAGGGUUAUUACAACUCAGUUUGCAUCGAAUAUACACCGCCUUGGAAGUGUGAAAGCUGCCGCUGAUUUAACUGGUAGAAAACUGGUAUUUGUUGGCAUGUCCUUAAGAACAUAUCUGGAUGCUGCCUGGAAGGAUGGAAAGGCACCAAUUGAUCCAUCAACUCUGGUGAAAGUUGAGGAUAUUGAUGCCUAUGCUCCAAAGGAUUUGUUAAUCGUGACGACUGGUUCUCAAGCAGAACCACGUGCUGCUCUAAAUCUUGCAUCAUAUGGAGGUAGUCAUUCUCUCAAACUGAGCAAGGAAGAUAUAAUUCUGUACUCGGCUAAGGUAAUCCCUGGUAAUGAAUCUCGGGUGAUGAAAAUGCUAAACCGGAUAUCCGAGAUUGGAACACCCAUCGUAAUGGGUAAAAAUGAGUGCCUGCAUACAUCUGGUCAUGGACAUCGUGGAGAACUGGAAGAAAUACUUCAAAUUGUAAAGCCACAGCACUUUUUGCCCAUACAUGGAGAACUGUUGUUUUUGAAAGAACAUGAAUUACUUGGAAGAUCAACUGGCAUUCGGCACACUUGUGUUAUUAAGAAUGGCGAGAUGCUUGGGGUUUCUCAUUUAAGAAAUAGGAGAGUUCUGUCUUCCGGUUUCACUUCCCUAGGGAAAGAGAGUUUGCAGUUGAUGUAUAGUGAUGGUGAUAAAGCAUUUGGUACAUCAACUGAACUUUGCAUUGAUGAGAGACAAAGAAUUGCAUUAGAUGGCAUUAUAGUGAUCAGUAUGGAAAUUUUGCGUGGUCAAGAUGCUGAUGGUCUGAUUGAAAAUAGCUUGAAAGGGAAGAUAAGAAUCACUACAAGAUGCUUAUGGCUUGACAAAGGGAAGCUCUUAGAUGCACUCCAUAAAGCCGCCCAUGCUGCACUUUCAAGCUGUCCUGUCAAUUGUCCUUUAGCCCACAUGGAAAGAACUGUGGCUGAGGUCUUGAGGAAGAUGGUACGGAAGUACAGUGGUAAAAGGCCUGAAGUCAUUGCCAUUGCUGUGGAGAACCCUGAAGCAGUUCUCUCUGAUGAGUUGAAUGCAAGGCUAUCUGGCAAGUCCCAUGUUGAUUUUGGGAUGCCUGCACUGAGAAAAGUGGUUGAUGGACGUCUAAAAGAAAUUGAUGGACAUCCAAAAGAAAAACAGUCCGAUAGGAUGCAUGCAGAAGAAGACGUUGCCAGUAUACAUUUAGAGAACACUUCACAACAAGGUGAAUAUACCGAACUUGAAAGACUACUACCUGAGGAAGACACCACAACUUCGAGUUCCAGCUUAACAGAACAACUUUUACCCGAUUCUAAUGAUUCAGAUGAUUUCUGGAAAGUGUUUACGUCAUCAUCACCUGUUGACAAAGGGGCUAAAGCUAACAAUGGUUUUGUCCCACACACAAAACAUGUGUCACAGAUUGAGAAAGUUGGUACUGAAAGCGUUAAAGAUGACUCCUUAAAAUUAUCAAAUGCUCAACCGAAGUCCAAGCCUGUGAAACGGAAUAAAUGGAAACCUGAGGAUGUUAAGAAGUUGAUAAAAAUGCGUGGGGAAUUACAUAGCAGAUUCCAAGUUGUGAAGGGGAGAAUGGCCCUCUGGGAAGAGAUAUCUGGAAACUUGUUGGGAGAUGGGAUCACUCGAAGUGCAGGGGAGUGCAAAUCUCUAUGGACAUCUCUGGUUCAGAAAUAUGAGGAGACCAAGAGUGGGAAGAAAAGCAGGAAGAGCUGGCCAUAUUUUGAGGAAAUGGAUAGAGUUUUUUCUGAUACUGAUGCAAUGGCAACAAAAUGAUUGGCAAACAAAAAAAACAGCUUGCACCAUUUUUUGGAAGACCUUUGACAAUUUCUACCUUGGGUCAGGUACUUGUUUUGAA